Molecule: messenger RNA, 3355 nt
Organism: Uloborus diversus
Lineage: Eukaryota; Metazoa; Arthropoda; Arachnida; Araneae; Uloboridae
Product: omega-amidase NIT2-like
Exons: 9
Coding region: 47-886 (279 amino acids)
Biological process (GO): L-glutamine metabolic process; oxaloacetate metabolic process
Cellular component (GO): mitochondrion
Molecular function (GO): omega-amidase activity
Source: RefSeq, a predicted model, not a curated record
UCUGGCAAUAAGAAAUAUCAAAACAUUUCGGAUUUCCGGAAGUGCAAUGUCCUCUUGUUUUCAAAAACUGAAGCUUGCUUUGGUUCAGCUUGCUGUGACCAAAAACAAGGAACUGAAUGUUGAAAGAGCAUGCAAGUUCAUUAAAGAAGCUGCACAAAAAGGAGCUAAUCUAGUUUGUUUACCAGAAUGCUUCAAUACUCCAUAUGGAAUCAGCUUUUUCAACCAAUAUUCAGAAUCAAUUCCAGGAUUCAGUAGUGACACUCUUUCAAACUGUGCAAAGGAAAAUAAUAUUUAUUUAGUUGGUGGCACAAUUCCUGAAAGUGAUGGAGGAAAAAUAUACAACACCUGCGUAGUAUAUGGACCUAAUGGGGAUCUUUUGGCGAAACAUCGUAAAGUACAUCUUUUUGAUAUUGACAUUCCCGGAAGUAUCACAUUUAAAGAAUCUACUGCAUUAUCUGCUGGUAAUACGUUAACAACGUUCUCAAUAGGUAACUGGAAAGUUGGUCUAGGAAUUUGUUAUGACAUCAGAUUUCCAUUGAUGGCUAAUAUAUAUACAGAAAAAGGAUGUCAAUUAUUAUUGUACCCUGGUGCAUUCAAUAUGACUACAGGACCUGCUCACUGGGAGCUUUUGCAAAGAGCCAGGGCUGUUGACAACCAGUUGUAUGUUGCUGGUAUUUCUCCAGCUAGAGAUGAAACUGCAUCUUAUGUUGCAUGGGGUCAUAGCUCUUUAGUCAAUCCUUGGGGCGAAGUUAUGUGCAAAGCUGAUGAAAAAGAAACAAUAUUGUAUAAAGAUAUAGAUCUGUCGCAUGUUGAUGAAGUUAGAUCACAAAUUCCGAUUCUAAAACAACAGAGGAAGGAUAUAUAUUCCAUUAACUAUCAUGCAUGAAAAAUGUGUUUUUUCCAAACCGUAAAAGCGGGUGACUAUGGUACAGUUUUAGUACAUUUCUGUUUGUAAUUACUCAACAUUCAUUCGGAAAAAUAAAGUUGCAUUAUCAUUAUAAUUUAGAACCUGGGCUUUUGAUUCUGACCCUGAACUAAUUUGGAACUUUACCCACAUCCCCUCCAGAGCAGUUUUUCUUUGUACUACUCUCAUCCUCUCAUUGCAGGUGAGAAUGGUACAGUACAUGUUUGAACAUUUUUGUAUAGGUUUUGGUGGUUUGUACCAUACUCUUUUUCUCUUUUAUUUUAAUAGGAGAGUUGUAGAUGUAAGUUAUGCUGAAAAUUGAACUUUGGAGAAUCAGGUACAUAAUAAAAUCAAGAUAAAACAAUGGCUUUAUUUUCUUCAUGAUUUUUGGAGAUGGAUACCAAAUACUAUCUUCUUUUUCUGACUACUCCCAAACCUUACCUCGCUUCAACAUUGUUGUAAUCAGGGCUGUGGAGUUGGAGUCGAGGUGUCAGAGUCAGGUUGAUUUUGUGGUGAAGUCUGAGUUGAAGUCGUUGAAAAACAUACCGACUCUCCAACUCCGGGUUUUUUUUAAUCUCUAAUUUUAACUUACCCUCCUUACAUUUUUUUAAAAAAUUUACUAUAAAUGGGUUUGAUUUAUGUAUAAAGAUUUACUAAUAAGACAAUAAUUGCAGUUGGGGCAACUAGCCGACUUCUUUAUUUAUUGAAAAUUCAUUUUCUGUAAUAGGUGGUUCCGUCGACCCGCUGGUUUGCUUGUUUUUUUUAAAACUUUCUUUAACUAAUAGCAGCUGUCAGCAAACGGUUUUGAUGUCUAACAUUUACUGUAAUCACUUUCAAAUAAAAAUAAUAUAUAUUUUACUUCAAUCUCGGUUAUAAAAUAGUAAAAGGAAUGUAUCCCUUGAGCAUGUUGGGACCCGCAGCUUGGUUGAAAACUUCUGAGGUGUUCAACAAAUUCAAAUAUGAUUUACGCAAAAGCAUGAAUUCAAAAGAUCCGAUAAAAUAUAAUCUAAUGUAUUUAAUGCUAAAGACUGUUUCUACAAUCUUGGUUCUCAAUAUGAUUUCUUGGUUACAACACUCAAUAAUUGCAGUCUUCAUACUAAGGUUAAUUCUAAAGCAACCAAUAAAAGUUAAAUCAAAAAUUGAGCAAAGAAGAAAUAUAGGUAAAACCUAUUCGGGUAAAAAGCUAUUCGUGAAAAAAGCUAUUCGCAUUUUAUUUAAAAUUUGCUUACGAUGUACAUGUACUGGGCUCUCUCGGCAAUAUAGCGCCCUAUUUACGAUUAAAUUUUAUAUAAUAAAUAUUUUUAAAGAUUUUUAGGGGAAAUUUUUUAGAGUUAAAGUAUUUAUAUAUUUUUUUAUGAACUCUGAAAUCAACUUGGGGCGUCACCCACCAGAUGGGUGUCACCCAGGGUGGAUCUCCCCUUCUCAAGAAAUACUUUUGACUUUGAAAAAAACUUUUUUUCUCUCAAGUUACAGCUUUUAAAAAUUAAAAGCACACAAAUUGAUAAGCAUCUAUUUGUUCAACAUUAAAGGGGAGCAAAUUAAUCCUUUUCAAUUUUUAAAAAAAUGAGAUUUUAAGUAAUCUCAUUUUAAAAUUGUAACUAUUGGAACAUUUGAUUUUUAAAUUGAAUUUCUAUCGCUAUAUGUGUCUUAGGUUUACAUAAAAUAUAAUGCGAAAAUUUCAUAAAGAGGAAUUAAUAUUUCAAUCUCUGUUUAGAGGUUUUCCCCCUUUCAAUGAAUGGGGGAAAUUGAAAAAACAAAAUUAAAAAAUAAAACAGUCGGGGUUAGAGUCGGACGUUUUAAAAUCCAGGAGUCGGAGAGUCGGGCAUAUUCCUCCCGACACCGCAGCCCUGGUUGUAACUUCAAACUCACUUGCUUCUACACUUGUGAUUUUUCCUGGAUACUUUUCCCCUCGAUAACCUAACUCACCCUCCAAAAUUUCGACUAAUUACUGUACCACACUCACCAUCCAAAUUGUAAACUUCACACAUUUGUAACUGUAGCAACACCAAAAUAUAUUUUUGAAUGAAAAUUGGAGGUUACUUUCUAUAUGUAAUAUGAAAGCUAAAGGUACUAACAAAAUCGUGAAUCCUUCUGCACGAAAAGUCCACCACCAUAAAUUUUCGAGCUACAUACAAAAAAGUAGCACCAGUUGCUCCCAACAAAUAAAUUCAAUCCCCAGGUUAUUCGUCUGGCGGGCCGUUUUGACUAUGAUAAUAACUCUCAUUACCAGAGAAGUUUGCACUAUUAAAACUGGGAUAUCCUAGAGUGCACUACGAAUGCUUAUUAGGUCAAAACUGGUGUUUGUAUCAUUUUCACCCUCCAAACCAUUUUUACCCGCUCUUACGGUACUACAUUUUAGAAAAAAGUGUAAAUUAUAUAUUGUAACAUGAAAAUAAGAGAGAGAGAAAAAUCAUGUAAAAGCUAAAAAUUGAAGUAUAUAUAUAUAUUUAC